Asterias rubens (European starfish) is the source of this 3748-nucleotide messenger RNA. RefSeq names its product deleted in malignant brain tumors 1 protein-like. Lineage: Eukaryota; Metazoa; Echinodermata; Asteroidea; Forcipulatida; Asteriidae. The record is from RefSeq and is a predicted model, not a curated record. The transcript has 9 exons. Gene Ontology annotation, cellular component: membrane. Bases 14 to 2131 code for a protein of 705 amino acids.
AACCUUCUUCGCGAUGGAAAGGAAUCAUGGAGGCAUCUUUCGUUUCUACCUUGCAGGAGGAAUUAUCGUUCUGCAUCUUUUCUCAUGUGGACUUUCUCAAGAUACAGGGUUAUCGCCCACAUCGUCAGCGGCUGGUGUAUCGCUACUUCCAGAUGGCAGCGUGCGUCUCGUAGACGGGUACCAAGCUUACGAGGGUCGUGUAGAGGUUUACUACCAAGGAGUCUGGGGAACCGUCUGCGAUGAAUUCUGGACCCUGAGCGCAGCAAUUGUGCUUUGCAAUCAACUCGGCUACAGCGGUGCAGUCGAAGCGAAACCAGACGCAUACUACGGGCAGGGUUCAGGGCCAAUGCGACUCGAUGGUCUCAACUGUGGUGGAUAUGAGAAUAGUAUAGCAGCUUGCAGUCAUGACGGGUGGUCGAUACCACUAACCACAUGCGAUCAUUCACACGAUGCUGGUGCCGUGUGUAGCGUGGAAGGUGAUCCCAUAUCACUGUCCCCAGCACCCACAACAGAUGGUGCAGUGCGCCUGACUGGCGGCACUAGGACGAAUAUUGGUCGUGUCGAAGUGUACUACCUCGGUCAAUGGGGAACAAUCUGCCAAAAAGGACUCGACAACGCAACAGCUGACGUCAUCUGCAGGCAACUCGGUUACAUAUCAGCUGCCGAUACCCCUGCACCUCCUGAGUUUGAAUUCGGACGCUCAUCUAGCCCAAUACACCUGGAUGACGUCAAAUGCGUCGGCACCGAGUCCAAAUUGGCGCUUUGUAGUCAUGGACCAUGGGGUGACAAUGACUGCGACCACUCUGAUGACCUCACUUUAAACUGCAAAACCUACUCCACACCAGAAGAUGGUUCACUUCGAUUGGUGGACGGGCGAGGAUCUCAGAGUGGCCAAGUACAGAUUUCUUAUCAAGGCGUCUGGGGUACGGUUUGCGAUGAUGACUGGAACAUCAAUGAUGCUUCUGUUGUAUGCAGACAGCUCGGCUACAAAAGAGUCCGUACGUCACUACCGUCGUCUUAUUUCGGCGAUUACACAAUUCCUGUGUUUUUAGGCAGUAUCGAAUGUAUAGGUUCAGAACAACGAUUAGAAGAUUGUCAACAUCAAUGGCGGAGUGGCACUUGCGACCAUUCGGAUGAUGUAGGGGUCAUUUGCGGCACACCUUAUAACCCUAUACCCACUGCGUAUAAAGACGAUGGCAGAGUUCGUCUAGAUGGGGGUGAGUACCCACAUCACGGCCGUGUAGAAGUCAAAUAUCACGGCAGGUGGGGAACUGUAUGUGACCAAGGAUGGACUUCGGAGGCGGCCGCUGUAGUGUGUCGACAGCUAGGAUUCAUAUCUGCAGAGAGUGCCUUACCACGGUCAUUCUAUGGUGAGACUACGAAGACUGUGCUCCUUGAUGACGUAUCGUGUGAUGGCACAGAACCAGAACUAGUGAUGUGUAGUCAUGGCAGCUGGGUUGAUAAGAGCUACAACCAAUCCGGAUAUGCGAGCGUAGUUUGUACGGCACCAACACCAGAGGGCGCUAUACCAGAUGGCUCUGUCAGACUGGUAGAUGGUGAUUCGGCUCUUGAAGGACGACUGGAAUUGUAUUAUCAAGGAAUUUGGGGAACAGUUUGUGGUCACAAUUGGAAUGCCCUAAACAGUGACGUAGCGUGUAAACAGCUAGGAUACCAGUCUUCUGACCCAACACUCCCUCACUACCGAGUCGUAACUGACGAAACACUCGGUGCCAUCGUGCUAGAUGAGGUUGUAUGUACUGGCGGGGAGGACAGACUUGUUGAUUGCGCGCAUGAUGGUUGGGGUAUCACUGACUGCACUCAUCUGAGCGAUGUUGGAAUCAAGUGCAGUAAUGAAUCAUCAAGCCCAGACACCAUGGAUGGCUCGCAUGAAGAAGAAGGUGGUGAUGAAGGCAGCAAUGAAGCCAUCGGAGAAAAUGGAACAAAGCCCAAGAAACCAUUCUCAAAAGGAGAUGAUAUUGAUAUGUCAACUGGUUUGUGGAUUUUGAUAAUACUGAUCAUUAUGCUCCUGAUAAUGCUCAUCGCAUUUAUCACAGUACUCGUCUACCAGAAAUACGGCCGUCAUACCAAAGCAACAUAUCAUACUGCCUUACCUAUGGAAGAUAAAGUGUGAUUCACUGAGCUGUCAGCUGAGUCAGUUUGUACUUUUGAUAAAACUUAACUAGAAUCACCCGUUUCAGACUGGCGCUUCAGAGCCACACUAAACCAAACUCUGUGAAUAAAAUACAUGAAAAGUUCGACAUCGAAAGAUCGACUGUUGCAGUCGUUUGGAAUGACUCUGAAGCACAUUGGUUUCAGACUUAGAACUUUGUCUUGAGCCAAGCCAAUGUAAAUGGUAUAAAAGUAAGGAGCGACUAGACGCGCUAGAAAUAGAAAGAUCUAUUGUUGCAGUCGUUCGGAACGACUCUGGAGCGCCUUGGUUUUAUAGACGUCGAUCUUGUGAUGAACCGAGCCAUUACUAUGUUAGUUUAGGAGCGACUGGAUACGAUAGAAGUCGAAAGGUCGACUGUUGCAGUCAUUCGGAACGACUCUAUGGAGCACUUUGGUUUCAGACGUCAAUUUUGCCAUGAUUCGAGCCAAUGUAAACCAUAGGCCUAUGUUAAGUUCGCCUGUCUGAAACUUGGGUCGACCUAGACAAAUCUAUUUGGUUCGGAGCAACUCUGACGUGCCCGUCUGAAAGCGACUUUAGAGAUAUUCAUUAAUAUGGAUCUGCAUACUAGCUAAAAAACGUUAUGCUCUUCGUGCUCUUCUUAGUGCAAAUAAAAACUCAAAAUGUGUUUUACACUGAGCCUAUGGUUUGCAGACAAAGAAAGUACAUUUUUUGUUAUAGCACUCUAUGCCAAAAUAUGUAUAUUUAGCUUUGUUGAAAUAAUUGGCAUAUAAUCGUGAGUUUAUUUGAGACAAUACUCUGCUUUAUAUUUAAUUUGUCGUUUUUUUUUAUUUGUUCGUGGUGGGAAAUAAUUUAGAAAAUUUAUUAGCGGUAAUUCAAUGAAAGGAUAUGAAAUGCUUUAGCCAUUUUUCAGAUAGGUUGUAGCGGCUCUGGAAAUAUAAUUAUUUUGACCAUUUCCAGGGGCGUUGGUGAUCGUACAAUCUUUUUAGAUAGAUACAUAGCCUAAGCCUUUAAAGGCACCAAGUGGACAUUAUUUGUAAUUACUCAAAUCAAUUGUUACAGCAUAAACACUUUUAAGUGUUUAUGCUAUAAAUUGGAUGAGCGAUGGAGAGCUGUUGAAACAUAAACCGUUUACAUGUACAUUUUUUAUUUCUUUUUGCAAUAAUGUGAUAAACUUGAUUAGAAAAUUUAAAUGGGCCCAUUGUGUUCAUUGUUUAGUUGGUAGGAUAUUAUCAACGGUUCUUUUAAUUAGUUUUCAAAAUGUUGUCUUUUUUAUACAUGCUUUAAAUUAUGCUGCAUAAGUGUCUCGUCGAAAUAGCAUAAACACUUUUAAGUGUUUAUGCUAUAAAUUGGAUGAGCGAUGGAGAGCUGUUGAAACAUAAACCGUUUACAUGUACAUUUUUUAUUUCUUUUUGCAAUAAUGUGAUAAACUUGAUUAGAAAAUUUAAAUGGGCCCAUUGUGUUCAUUGUUUAGUUGGUAGGAUAUUAUCAACGGUUCUUUUAAUUAGUUUUCAAAAUGUUGUCUUUUUUAUACAUGCUUUAAAUUAUGCUGCAUAAGUGUCUCGUCGAAAGAAGACAGGUAAACUUAAUAAAAUAUUUGUUGUGUCAACAAAACAAUGA